AUGGGUGCCCAGUUUUCACAAUUCUUUCCUCCACGCCCGACAUUCACCAUAUCUGAUGUCCCCUCACAGCAAGGGAAAGUCAUCAUCGUAACCGGCGCAGCGUCAGGGAUCGGACAGGAGCUGGUGCGGGUGCUCUACCAAAAAGGGGCCACCAUCUAUCUCGCUGGCCGGUCUGAAAUCCACGCCCAGGAAGCCAUUCAGUCCAUUCAAGCAACCACGAUCACGACCACCGCGGGCCACCUGCAUUAUCUUUCGCUACAUCUGGAUGAUCUCACGACCAUCAAAUCGACCCCUCCUCUGGGCAGCGUCUCCGCGCAAGGCAUCGAGCUGCAAAUCGCCACCAACUGCCUAGGUCCAUUCCUCCUGACUCAGCUUCUUUUACCCUUUCUCUCCGCUGCAGUUUCUGUUCGUUCUCCUGCGCCCCGUGUCAUCUGGACCAGUAGCCAGGUGGCGGAACUCUCGGCGCCCCCAGAGGGCAUCCUUCUCUCCGAGCUGCGCGAUCCCCCACGCGACGCGGUGCGGAAUUAUGUGACCUCCAAACUCGGUAACUGGUUCCUGAGCGUGGAGUUCGCCCGUCGGUACGGAGGUACGGGGUUGGCCAGCGUGGCCCAGAAUCCCGGCGCGGCCAAUACGAACCUGCUACGGAACGCACGGUGGAUGAAGCUUCUCUCGUGGCCUUUGCUGCACAGCCCUGCGGUGGCCGCGAAUACCGUACUGUACGCCGCCUUCUCCGAGGAGCUGAACCAGGCGGUACACAAUGGCGAGUAUGUGAUCCCUUGGGGGAGAAUCCAUCCUGGUGUAGCACCGGGGCUUGCCAAGCACUUGGCCCAGGAAGACGAAGGCGGCACCGGUCGUGCCCGAGAGUUCUGGGAGUGGUGUAUGGAGCGCACUCGGGACUAUUUAUGA
Aspergillus nomiae NRRL 13137 is the source of this 906-nucleotide messenger RNA. RefSeq names its product short-chain dehydrogenase. Lineage: Eukaryota; Fungi; Ascomycota; Eurotiomycetes; Eurotiales; Aspergillaceae. The transcript is spliced from 2 exons. The record is from RefSeq and is a predicted model, not a curated record. The coding region runs from base 1 to 906 and encodes 301 amino acids.